GCGGGACUCGGCCAGUCCUGAGCUCCGCUCCUCGCGGUGCCGCGUACUGGACGCCUCCGCGCAGCCCCACGCGAUGGACGCCCCCCGGAGCCCGCAGAGCUCUCAAGACUUGUCAGAAGCUCUGAAAGAGGCCACGAAGGAAGUUCACACCCAGGCAGAGAAUGUGGAAUUCCUGAAGAACUUUCAGAAGGGACAGGUGUCUCGAAACGGCUUUAAGCUGGUGAUGUCGUCUCUGUAUCACAUCUACCGGGCGUUGGAAGAGGAGAUCGAGCGGCACAAGGCCCACCCGGCCUAUGCCCCCAUCUACUUCCCGGAAGAACUGCACCGCCUGUCCGCCCUGCAGGAGGACAUGGAAUACUGGUACGGCCCCCGCUGGAGGGAGGAGAUCCCCUUCCCCGAGGCCACCCGCAGGUACGUCGCCCGGCUUCACCAUCUGGGCCGGGAGGAGCCCGAGCUGCUGAUGGCUCACGCCUACACGCGCUACCUGGGCGACCUCUCCGGGGGCCAGAUCCUGAAGAAGAUUGCUCAGAAGGCGCUGCGGCUGCCCGACGGCGGGGAGGGCCUGGCCUUCUUCAGCUUCCCCUCCGUCGCCAACGCCACCAAGUUCAAGCAGCUGUACCGCGCUCGCAUGAACUCCAUCGAGAUGAGCCCCGAGACCAAGAGGAGGGUCCUGGCCGAGGCCCGGGCCUCGUUCCUCUUCAACAUCCAGGUGUUUGAAGAGCUGCAGGAAUUGGAGUCCCAGAACGCUGAAAAUGACACCCUCAAGCAGCAGAAAACGGAGCUGCGCGCGAGAAGCAAUGACAAGGUGCAAGGUUCGGCCUCUGGGAAAGAGAACGAGGAAUCCCGGAGGCAGGCCCACGUCCUCUCCCCGGUCCCCUUCCUGCGGUGGAUCCUGACCUUCAGCUUCCUGGUGGCCACGGUCGCCGUGGGCUUUUACGCCAUGUGAGAAGGGGCGGUCCCCGGCUUCUCUCCAUCGCCGACAGACCGUCCCCAUCGGAAACCCCGUUUCCGCUCUGGACGCUCCCUCCCAGUCUUGCCCGUUCCUCCGGCAGCGAAUCUAAGAAAUCUGGAAUGAUUUUGAUUUCUAAAAGAACCACUCCGUUUACUGGCCAAGAAGGCUCCCGGGCCCUGUGCCCUGAACUUUAUGAAGUGGACUUAUAAGUCCUCGACGCCAGAUGCCCAGUUCUGGCGCGGCUUCUCUCCGUUCCUGCGAAGAGCCUGAAACAACAGUGCCAAUGUAGCAACAUCUCCACGUCUGCAGCCACGUUGUGGUCCACAGGCUGACCUGACCCCCUCUCCUCCUCAUUGUCUGCCUUUUCGGUUUGAUCAUAAAGUGCUAAAGCCUGUUUUCCAAUGAGGCUCUGUGCUGUUCGCUGGUCUCUUUGGGAGAGAGGGAUUUUGUUUUGUUUGUUUUUUAACCGGACCUGUUUUUUACAUGUCUUUGUCUCCUUUUGCCUGUGUAAUAUUUAUGUAUCAAACAAUAAAUUCUACCGUUUAACAAAUGA
Molecule: messenger RNA, 1505 nt
Organism: Ornithorhynchus anatinus (platypus)
Lineage: Eukaryota; Metazoa; Chordata; Mammalia; Monotremata; Ornithorhynchidae
Gene: HMOX1
Product: heme oxygenase 1
Exons: 5
Coding region: 74-946 (290 amino acids)
Biological process (GO): response to oxidative stress; heme catabolic process; heme oxidation
Molecular function (GO): heme oxygenase (decyclizing) activity; heme binding
Source: RefSeq, a predicted model, not a curated record